Rotaria sp. Silwood2 is the source of this 1011-nucleotide messenger RNA. Lineage: Eukaryota; Metazoa; Rotifera; Eurotatoria; Philodinida; Philodinidae. The record is from the annotation of a GenBank genome assembly.
AUGCCAGGUGAAGGUGAUAAUCAAUCUACGUUAAACGAACAUUCUUCAAAAAUCUUAUUAAAUUCACCAGAAUUUCAUAAUGAAUUAACAAAUUUAUUAAUCAAUGAAGGAAAUAAAGAAUCACUUGAAACUCUUUCAAAUUUACUUUUACCAAUAACUAAACUUGAUGCAACAGCAUGUAAAGGUCCUGUUUUACCUGUUAAUGAUAUAAGAGGUAUUGAUAGUCGUACAUAUGCUAAAAAUGAACGUUAUUUAAGAUGUAAAUUAGCUUCACUCUAUCGUGUUAUUGAUCUUUAUGGUUGGAAUUAUGGUACAUGCUACAAUCAUAUAUCUAUUCGUGUUAAUAAUAGUACAGAUCAAUUUCUUAUUAAACCUAUUGGAUUAGCGUUUCAUGAAGUAACUGGUUCAUCUCUUGUUAAAAUUGAUUCUAAUGGUUCAAUUAUUGAUCCUGGUAGUACAACAUUUGGCAUUAAUGCACUUAGUUUUUCAUUAUAUUCAUUUGUUUAUCAACACCGUCCAGAUAUAAAUUGUAUAAUUCAUGUUCAAACACCAGCUGUUACAGCUGUAUCUGCUAUGAAAUGUGGUCUUUUAUCACUUAGUCAAGAAGCUCUUAUAUGUGGUCAAGCAUCAACACAUUUAAUUCAAAUUGAUUUAACAACAAAUCAUUUAUCUAUGGAUGAAAAUAUUCAACAAUCAACAGCUAAAGUUCUUAUACUUCCUAAUUAUGGAAUUUUAGCAUGUGGUACAACAGUAGAAGAAGCAUGGCAUAUAACAUUUCAUCUUAUAUUAGCAUGUGAAUCACAAUUACGAGCAGUUUCAAUGGGUAUUAAUAAUUUAAAUUUAUCAUCGGAUGCAUCAGCAAAACAAGUUACAGAUACAGUUAAUCGAGGUGGUGGUGGAGUCAAUACAUCAGAUACUAAAUGGGCUGUUGGUGAACUUGAAUGGUCAACAUUAAUGAUUGUUUUAGAUAGAGCUGUAUGUUUAUCUAUUCAAAGAAUUGUUUAUUAUUAA